Molecule: messenger RNA, 1339 nt
Organism: Gordionus sp. m RMFG-2023
Lineage: Eukaryota; Metazoa; Nematomorpha; Gordioida; Chordodea; Parachordodidae
Product: protein arginine methyltransferase NDUFAF7, mitochondrial-like
Exons: 6
Coding region: 112-1254 (380 amino acids)
Biological process (GO): mitochondrial respiratory chain complex I assembly
Cellular component (GO): mitochondrion
Molecular function (GO): protein-arginine omega-N symmetric methyltransferase activity
Source: RefSeq, a predicted model, not a curated record
UAUAACUUAAAAAAAAUAUAUAGUGUAUAUGACAUAAUUAAAUUAAAAGGUCCAAUAUCUCUAGCUCAAUACAUCAAAUAUGUUUUAACCAAUCCAUUAGAUGGCUAUUACAUGAAAAAAACUGCCAUUGGUCAAAAAGAAGACUUUGUAACAUCACCUGAAAUAAGUCAAAUAUUUGGUGAGAUAAUUGGGGUUUAUAUAUUAAAUGAAUGGUUAUCAAAAUACAAUAAUCAACCCUUCAACCUAGUAGAGUUAGGACCAGGCCAUGGCACAUUAAUGAGGGAUUUACAACGAACAUUUCGAAAAUUUCCAUCAACAACAGAUAAAUUUAGAUACAAUAUGAUUGAAAUAAGUCCUAAGCUCAAAAAGAUACAGCAACAAAAUUUAAUAGAUAUAAAUAACAAGAACUCUAUAAAUUGGUAUGAAAAAUUAGAAAAUUUACCAAUUGAUAUUGGUCCAUAUUGUUUUAUUGCGAAUGAAUUUUUUGAUGCACUUCCUUUUUAUAAAUUACAAAAAACAAAAGAUGGAUGGAGACAAGUUUUAAUAGGAUUAAAUCCAGAACAAACUGAUUUAACAUAUGUUUUAAGUUCCAAGGCAUCUUACCUAUCAUCAUUUAUAAAGGAAAAUGAAACUAGAGACCAUGUUGAAAUCAGUCCAGAAAUUGGCUCCAUCCUUAAAAUAAUGUGUGACAGAUUGUCUGAAAAUGGAGGAUUUGCCCUGAUUUGUGAUUAUGGACAUUUAGGGGACAAAAGCGAUACCUUCAGGGCUUUUAAAAAUCACGAAAUCCAAGAUCCGCUUUCUAACCCCGGAGAGUGUGAUCUAACGGCCGAUGUUGAUUUCGAGUUUUGCUUACGAAUUCUACGUUCCUACAACGAAAAACUGGGCAAACAAAAUUGGAAACGCAAUAAAAACCGGGGAAAAAACUUUGACGGGGAAACUCUCGAUAAGUCAAAUUUAAAAUAUGGUGAUUACACCGAUGUAAAUCGCUCAAAAACUAUAAACGAUCAAUUUACGGCGAACACAAACGGGGAAAAGAAUGAUAGGUUGGAAAUCAUAGGGCCAAUUGAUCAAAGACAGUUUUUACUGGAGAACGGGGCAGCGCUUAGACUUCAAAUGUUGUUGAAUAAACUAGAUCUUAACAAGGAUCCAGAUACAGAACUGGAAAAGGAAAAAUUGAUGAAAAACUUCGAAGUUUUGGUCGGACCUAACGCUAUGGGAAACCGAUUCAAGUUUUUGAUCAUUAAGUCUCGAUAAUUAUUUAAAUACAAAUCGUGACUUAUUGUAUAUGUACUAAUAUGGAUAAAAUUAUUUUAUAUCUUAUUUUUGAUGAAAAAUAAAA